Molecule: messenger RNA, 5040 nt
Organism: Gadus chalcogrammus (walleye pollock)
Lineage: Eukaryota; Metazoa; Chordata; Actinopteri; Gadiformes; Gadidae
Gene: hps1
Product: HPS1 biogenesis of lysosomal organelles complex 3 subunit 1
Exons: 17
Coding region: 589-2634 (681 amino acids)
Biological process (GO): vesicle-mediated transport; melanosome assembly
Cellular component (GO): BLOC-3 complex
Molecular function (GO): guanyl-nucleotide exchange factor activity
Source: RefSeq, a predicted model, not a curated record
AAGUAUUCGCAGUGUCACAUGACUGCAGUUUGUUGAACCAAACUACCAUCUGAUACUGUUGUGUUGAAGGAAUGCUGCUCUUCGCAAAGUUCCUGAAUGGUGGUUAACUUUUGCAGAAUAGCGAUAUCGGAUGUUGCUGUAGCCUGCUUGGAUCCAAGAUUUAGGACAUAUGAAGUUAGCUGAUCGAUUGUGUUUCGAUCAAUUCAGAACUGCAGAUAGAUAGAAAGAAAGGGGAGCAUCAGGAUAGUUCGUGUGGUCGGCGAGCUGCGAUAAAUACUUCAAUUGGACCUCGGAAUGGAUUGUUGUCCGCAAAGUAUACUCUUUUUUAUAUGCAAUAUUCACACUAAUUCCGUUUAUUAAGCUACGCACGGCUACGUGUUUUUCGUAAAGGUUAGUAAAUAUUUAAAUUUCAGAAUGAGCACUUCGAACUGUUUUUCCAAAUAGCCUUUUAUUGUGUUUUUUCUUGAUAGAAACUAAAUAGUUUAUGAAUUGCAUUCAAGCUUUGCAAUGGAUCUAAACGUAUUCAACAAUUGAAAACUGGACCCAGUAUAGUAGCCUAAUCAGAGCAGGAGUGCGUCUUCAGGCGAGAUGAAGUGUCUGCUGAUAGCGAGUGAGAGCGCGGAGGUUCUCUUCUACUGGACCGACCCGGAGUUCAGGCAGAAUGUCCAGGACCAGUACGGAGCGUCCCAGGAGGAGGGCCAGAGGCCCCCAGCGUUUGAGGACAGCCUGAACACACUGUUCGCUCCCAUCAUCAUCUCCUGCAGCACCAUGGUCGACCGGCUGGGUGACAGCUACGCCUGCUUCACCACCGAGAACCAACACAACUACGUCUUGCAUCAGUUCGAUGAGUGUCUUUACAUCGCCGUGAACGGAGACGGCCAGGAGUGUGAGGACGACCUGAGGAGGAAGAUCUACGUGAUGAAGAAGAUGAUCGAAGUCCUCUUCGGCAUGGUGAACCUCAGCAGUAACCUGCUCCGUAAAGAACUGCGUCCUCAAGACACGGAGCAGAGGACCGGGCUGUGGAAGCACCUCCAGGGUCUACUGGAGACCUACAGCCGGCUCCGGGAGAACGACCAGAGCUUCUUAGUGGAGGCGGUGGAGCGUCUGAUCCACCCCACGCUGUGCGAGCAGUGCAUCGAGUUCCUGGAGCGCCGCCUGCUGCCAGCGCUGAACAGCAGCUCAGAGCGGAACGGAGAGGAGGUCCUCCACUCCUUCAUCCUGGUGCACACCAAGCUGCUCGCCUUCUACUCCAGCCGGAACACCAGCACCCUGAGCCCGUCUGACCUGCUGGCUCUCAUCGUCAUGACGCAGAGCAUGUACCCCUCCAACACUGACCAGGAAGACCAUGGCCCAGAGGAUGUGGAAAGUGUGUCGGUUUCGGGUCUGGAGAUGUUUUACACACCACAGCCAUCGCCUACUAACAGAAGCUCCAGUGGUUCAGAAAGGACAGCAAGAGAGGACACUCCUAUGUUUGAGUUUGUGGAUCCAGACAUACAGAUAGCAGAGGACAGCCUCAUCACCCUGGAGGUCUCUCCCCCGGACCCCUUGGCCCCCACCAGAGUGUUCCUGGAGGUGUCCCUCAAGGACGGCUUGUAUCCCAUGAUGCCUCACUCCAUGUACUGCCGGCCGCUCUGGCCCGGGAUCACUCUGGUGCUGCUCACCAAGAUCCCCAACAGCAGCGUGGCCAUGUCGGUGUACUCCUACCUGGAGGCCUUCGCCAAGCUGGAGAAGCGUCUGAGCGAGGGCCAGGAGGGCCCAGCCGCUGCCAGGGGCCAGCCCACCGUCCACGACCUCCGCAGCAAGCUGGACAAGUUCAUCAAGGCCCUGGGGCCCUGCGACAUCCAGACGUCUCAGUUGCAGAAUGUGUGGUCGGAGUUCAAGAAGCGUGCCUUCACCAGAGGGGGCCCAGGCUUCACCAGAGAGCUCAUCCCUUGGUGUAAGAGCAUGAAGACCCAGCUGUGUGGGGUCUACAAGCAGUGCUUCCUGAACGGGACCACCAGGGGAGCCGACGCGCCCCAGCGCCUCUCCCCCGCCCUACAGGAACUCGCUCAGGCCAUGGUUCAGGAGAAACUAAUGGACUGGAAGGACUUCCUGUUGGUUAAGAGCAAGAGAAACAUCACCAUGGUGUCGUACCUGGAGGACUUCCCCGGCCUCGUCCACUUCAUCUGCGUGGAUCGAUCCAGCGGGCAGAUGAUCGCCCCGUCCCUCAACAUCACAGAGCGCAGUACCUCCGAGCUGGGGGGGGGCCCUCUGGCUCAGUUCAUCAGAGGAAAGGUGUGGGGUCUGGUCCGAACGGCGCGGCAGUACCUCCAGAAGGGCUACUCCACCGCCACGCUACGCGACGGAGACUUCUACUUCUGUUACUUCCUCUGGUUUGAAAAUGAAACCGGCUACAAGUUAGACGAGGUGGACCUGCCUGUACUCCCCGACGACUCCCCCCCCAUCGGAGUGCUGGCCCGGGACUAUUACAGGAAGCUGCUUCGCUACUACAGUAAGACCCACGCGGGGGAGGUGGUGAAGUGCUACGAGCUGCUGACCGUCCAUCUGGGGGUCAUCCCCACCGAGUACAUCCUCCAGCACUGCAGACAACUGGCCAGCAAGCUGUGGGAGCCCUCCCGCAACCCCCUCCUGUAGAGGGCGGCCGCAGGCUCAGGCACGCACGCCCUUGUGGAAGCCCACUCCUGUGGAGAAGCACGCACGCACACGCACACACGCAUGCACCCACGCGUACACACACACACACACGUGCAUUAUGUGCAUUUAUGGUAAGGAACGCAUGCGCACGCAGGCUUAAGUGCAAUUCCCUUCCUUAAAUGAAGCAUACCCACAUGCAGGUAUGCAACCCCCUUUGGAAAGAAAGAUAUAAACCAGCAGGCAUGUUUACAAUCACAUCUGCAGCCCAUUCUGAGACAUGCAUUUGUUCCCUGCCAGAAACACAUUUCUAUGUAUUCUAUCAUGUCAUGUUGAAGGAUAGUUCAAAGAUUUUUUUUUAUGUGAAAAUAGUUUUAUGGUUCUAUGAAGGCUGUGACCAAAAAUGGUUUAUUGAUAUCACUUUAAAGUGAUUUGAAGGUACAGAUUUGACCACUUUGAACACUGUUGGGCACUAUCAAUUGUAUUGACUACUAUUUUGUUUGCGUAUUCCUGAUUGUUGAUGAAUGAUUGUUUUCUAUUGUAUCAUAUUUAUUAGCAAUACACUAAAUGUAUUUUGAAUCUGGACAUUAUUUUAAUUAUUUACAUCUACCAACCAUCUGUGCUGCAUCUCUGCUGCAGCUAUUUCACCUCUUUAACAUUCCUAGCAUGGUGCGAACACACCAUAGCUCGAACAUCUCUCUCACACCCUGCAACCAUGCUUUGCUCACACGCAGGCAUACAUGUAACAUACAUUGCCACACCUACUGUAUACAGUAAAUGGUCCAAGACACGAUUUUCUUAAAAGCGUUUAUUAUUUGGAUAGUAUUUAUAAAAAUAUAUAAUAAUCAUGUAAAAGAAAAUUAUCAUAUAUGUGUUAAAUCUUACUAAAUCCAACCAGGAUAUCAUAAAGAAUGCCAUCCUUAAUUAUACCUAAAAUGCAUAAAUGUUCUAAAGAAGAUAAUGUGAAGCUGGUAGAAGUGCAGUGAUCUGGUUAAUAAUUCAAGAGUAAAUCUACAAACACCAACAUUCCGCCCUCCUCCCCUCUGUCUCCUAAUCCAAUGCUGUCUGCAGCCCUCUGCGCGGUAAAGGUCAGCGUGGUGUGUUUAUACGUUGUUCUCUCCCGGUGGCCGAGUGUCCUGACGUUGUCAUUGUGUCGACUCGUGUGUGUCUCCCUCGCUUCGCUCUCUCCUCGCCACGGGCUCAUAGCGCUCCUGUAAGGUCAGUCACAGCCCCCGACGAAACCAGAUCCCUGAGAAAGAGUUUCUCAGAGCCGAUGUCGUGCACCACCUGUGAAAAGAGACCAACUGUAAUCCAUCCGCACCGUGAAGCCUGGGGUAUGUCUGCAGAAUCCCUAGGCGUGCCUUUGCACCCGAGUGGUUUGUUCUCAGAAGAGCCACACACAGUACUCCUCCACGACAGUAGUCUGUCUAACCAGAGUGUGUCCCGGCCUCAGCACCCCACUGGGGUCAUCUGAUGCAUAUGGGCGUCGAGAGAGAUGACUAACUCAUAACCUACAGAAACGUAAUGCAUGCAUUUCUGAUUUGCAAACAUAUUUUCAAAGGUCUAGGGAUUCAUAGCCACAAGCAAACUACUUGCACCAUGCUCAAAAUGUGCACUAUCCUGGGAAAUCUGGAAUGUCCUGGAGAAAUAAUAAUAAUAAUGGAUAGAAUUUCUAUAGCGCUUUUCUAGACACUCAAAGACGCUUUUAAGUGAAGGGGGGACCCCACUCACCACCACCAGUGUGUAGCCCCCACUGGGGUGAUGCACGGCAGCCAAUCUGCGGUAGAACACUCACCACACACCAGCUUGAGGUGGAGAGCGAGGGGAUUAAUGAGUCAGCCAAUUAUACAGGAGGAUGAUAAGGGGCCAGAUUGAAUGAGCCUGGUUGGGCCAGGACACCAGGGAAGCCCCUACUCUUUGCGAUAAGUGCCCUGGGAUCUUUAAUGACCUCAGUGAGUCAGGACCUCGGUCUCCUCCGAAGGACGGAAUGUAGACCGUCGCUUCAAAAACCAUGCACAGGGUGGAAGCACAUGACCAAACAUGUAUGAACUCGGGGCAAAACAGUGACUUCAAAAUGGGGUCCCGAACCAAACCAUGUUGGGAUCCACUGGUUCCCGAACAAAAAACAGGUUCCAACCUUUUUCAGAACAGAUCCCCCCCCACCUCGGCCACCUCAAGCCAUCCCCCUGAGUAGGGUCUCGUACCGGGCCCUUCAUGGCCUCCAUGCUGAGGUCUCGUACCGGGCCCUUCAUGGCCUCCAUGUUGAGGUCUCGUAUCGGGCCCUUCAUGGCCUCCAUGCUGAGGUCUAGUACCGGGCCCUUCAUGGCCUCCAUGUGUAGGGUCUAGUACCGGGCCCUUCAUGGCCUCCAUGCUGAGGUCUCGUACCGGGCCCUUCAUGCCCUCCAUACU